UUGACGCUGACGUUGACUCUCUGCGUCGUGACGCAGACGAUUUGGCGCUUCAGAUUUACAGUUCCGUGAUCCCGCACAGACGGAUCGCUCUUGUGUCGGGUUUAUCACUGUUCCUCUAAAGAGUUCCAUCGAAAUGAUUGUAAAUGGUAACCUACUCGGAGCUAUGAAAUCGGAGGAGAGCGACUCCAGGAACAACACGGUGGAAAUUUCAAUGCUGGACGUCUUGGAGGAUAAAGUCAUGAUGUCACAGACUGUGUCUGAGCUGGCACCAGGACGAGAAGAAUGCAACCCUCCAGAGACUCUGGAAGAUUCUCAAGCUGUCAGCCCUCCAGCUUAUUCACCUGCAACCUGCAACACAGGCCAACCCUCAACCUGCCCCACAACCCAACCCGCAACUUGCCCCACAGCCCAACCCACAAUGUGCCCCUCAACUCAACUCCCAACUGACCCCAAAACUGACACUCUAGUCCAGCAUGCGGACAGCACCCAGACUCCUGAGCCUAAGCCUGAGUGGACAGUGGGAACUCCAUGUCAGGCCGUGUGGUCAGCGGAUGGGAGGCUGUACACAGCCACCAUCCUGUCUCUGGACGGGCAGCGCUGCAGGGUCAGGUUUGAUGGCUACGGCAACGAGGAUGAAGUAGACCUGAGCACCCUCAAACAGCCAGAGGGACAGUUCAAGGGCACUCAGGAGUGGACGGCGGGCACUCCCUGCAGAGCCAGGUACUCUGUGGAUGGGCUCACCUACCCCGCUGUGGUGCUGUGGGUGAGAGGGCAGCGCUGCAGGGUACGCUUCGACUACUACAACAACGAAGAGGAGCUGGAUGUGGACAGCCUACUGAGCCCCAAUGAGCUGCACGGGCCUACACGCUCCAGGAGGGGCGCCACCUGGAGACCAGCAUUUGCAAUUGGAGCCAGGAGAAGUAGAGAGGCUUCUGACAGUGUAGAGAGAGGAGAGAUAAGGGAGAGGGGAGGGCAAGGAGCAAAAGUGGAAAGAGAAGAGAGAGAGAGAGACGGGAGCUGGAAAAACUCACGGGAAACCAAACAGGCCAGAGACAGGACCUCGAGCCAGAACAGGGAGGAGGGAGAGAGACAGGCAGACGAGAAGAAACCUGCAGAUCCACCAGUCUACCCCCUCUUCAGCCCCUUCCCUCCGUUUCCUCCUCCUCCUCAGCACUCUGGGGACGGCCCAGGCUUGGUGCCCCCUCCCCCUUCCUUCUGGGCAUUUGGAGGGAGGGACCCGUGUGCUGGUCUGGACCAAACCUCCCACAUGCUAAUGCUGUGGUACAUGUGUGGCUUUCACACAGGCUCCUACCUGGCCCAGCAGCAGCUCAAGUCCUCCACCAGGGACUGAACAGGGACUGGAUUCAAGACUGGUCCUGAGACCAGAAAACUCUUUGUGUCAUUCUGUUCUUCGUGGACAAAGAUUUAGAAUUCUGACUGUAAAGAAGAUCUGUUUUUGUUACAUUUGUAUUACUUACUAAUUGAAAUCUCAUUUAUUUUAAGUUCCAAAAUAAAUGAAAGUAAC
Boleophthalmus pectinirostris (great blue-spotted mudskipper) is the source of this 1525-nucleotide messenger RNA. RefSeq names its product survival motor neuron protein-like. Gene Ontology annotation, biological process: mRNA processing. Gene Ontology annotation, molecular function: RNA binding. Bases 134 to 1351 code for a protein of 405 amino acids. NCBI's taxonomy places the organism in Eukaryota, Metazoa, Chordata, Actinopteri, Gobiiformes, Gobiidae. The transcript is spliced from 9 exons. Gene Ontology annotation, cellular component: nucleus; cytoplasm. The record is from RefSeq and is a predicted model, not a curated record.